Lethenteron reissneri (Far Eastern brook lamprey) is the source of this 1680-nucleotide messenger RNA. Its product is annotated as UPF0711 protein C18orf21 homolog. The record is from RefSeq and is a predicted model, not a curated record. NCBI's taxonomy places the organism in Eukaryota, Metazoa, Chordata, Hyperoartia, Petromyzontiformes, Petromyzontidae.
UCCGGAACGGGUGCUGAGAGCGGUGGUGCUUGCUUGGGUGCUGGGGGCCUGGGGUGCCAGAUGCCCCCUCGGUGGGGGCUUCCAUCGAUGACGUCACGCAGCUAGGAGGAUGCACGACCUGACGGAGAAGACGCGCAUGGUGACCAGCCACCUGAACUUCCUGUGGAAAGCGGCGGGGAGCUUGGCGACCGCGUGCCCCGAGCAGGCGCGGUACCUGCGGUGCAUCUACAAGGAGCGGGCCACAUGGGCAGCUGCUCAUAAAGUCACCGUCGACCGGCGGCGGCACCUGACGGGCUUCUGCGCGCUGUGCGGCGCCGAGCUGGGCGCCGGCUCGUGCCGCGUGCGCGUGCAUCCACGCGCGCGCCCCCCCGCGUCUCCGCGCGUCUCCGCGCUACUGCGCGAUGCGGCGGUGCGGGAAGACCGCAAAGAGCAUCUGGAGCGGGGCGCCGCGCGGCGCCUGCGUCGCCACCGCAACGCCGCCGGCACCAUCUCCAUAGCGUGCUUCACCUGCAAGAGGACGUCCCGGGUCCGUGGCGGCUCGCGAGCCGAGAUCGCCGCGACCCUGAGCCACCGGCGUCACGGCCGCCGCCGCCGCCACGACGCCGGCGCGACGGAGGGUGGCGCCGCCGUCGACGGCGGCACAGCCCGGCGCCGCAGGCGACGCGCAACGCCGGCGUCCGGCGAGUCGACACCAUCCGGCAAAACGACGCCGGCGGCGUCCGGCAGAACGACGCCGGCGGCGUCACGGACACCGGGCAACUGGACGCCGACCACGCCGAGGGGCAGGGCAACACCGCGCGCCAGCCCGGCAGCCACCACGCCCAGCAGGUCAACGCAGUCUCCCGCUGCCAGUACGCCCGGCAGCGCCAAGCGGAAACCCUUCGCUCAGCUCAAGCAGCUGCUGCAGAUGGAGCAGCAGAGGCAGCAGCAGAAGGGCAGCCUCAAAGACUUCCUGUCCUCCAUAUAAGCCAACCCACCUUGCUCGGUCUGUUCCUCCUACAACGCGCGUGUUGUUUUCAUAACACGAAUUGGCUAUAAUGCGAUGAAUGUGUUUGGGAAUGCGUUUUUUUUCUAACGCGGAUACGAAUUGGAAAUAUAACACGAUUGAGUGAACUGAGCGACGUCGCGCGAGGAGGAAUAAGUGGUUGUACGGCUGCCUCGGCGUAGCAUCACACAAUGGAUGCUGCUGGAUGCUUCUAGAUGCUACCCACGCGCCUCAGUCUUGGCCCAGCCUGCGUACGCAUCUCACGUGUUAUCGCGGACUGUGCUUUACCUUAUAUUAUUUAUUAUCACACGGUUUUUCCAUACCGCGGAGUUCUUCAGGAACGCGACAACUACCGAGGCGUUAUAGGAGAACAGACCGUACUGUUGGGGAUAGCCACGCUUUGAAAAAUGUUAUCGUGCGACGCGGUUUUCUCGGCAGGAGUUUUUGUUUCCGCAAUUGGGCUUCACCCUUUUGAAGUUUGGGUCGAGGCAAAGACGUGAGAAGGCCAAGUCAACUCGGCCCACCAUUCCAUUUGGGGUUGAUAAAAUGAGUACCAUAUUCUUGGUUCUUUCGGUAAGUCACGUAGAAGGGAAAUAAUAAAAUAAUACAAAUAUAAAACAAUAAAAAUUCUCACGACGUUUCGACUGCAACACAAGCAAUCAUCAUCAGGUGUGAAAUCCACAGCAAGAAAAAUU